AUGGGUGUUGUCGACAAGAUUCGGGGUCUCUCGGAAAAGCCCGCCGCGACCACUACCAAUCUCUCGGGCGAGGUCUACCCCAAGCAGGAGGCGCCCACGGACGCUCCUGUCGAGUCCGACUCGGAUGACUCCCGGAUGAGUCUGGAGGAGCGCGAUGACCGGGAAAAUCGAGCACAUCCCGACCAGGUGACGCAAGAUGCCCAGCUCGGUCAGCAAAAGGCCGAGGCCAUGGCCUUGGUAUGGAGCAAAAAGGCCCUGUUUGCAACCUACGCCUGGAUCUGGGUCUGUUUCUUUUUGCUGGCCUUGCAGUCGGGCAUUAGUAGUAGCGUCAUCAACAAUGUCUACGCCAACUUCAAGUCCGCCCCGCAAGUGAGUACCGCCAACAUCCUGUACACCAUCAUUGGGGGUGUGCUCCGCUUGCCCAUCGCCAAGAUUCUCAACCUCUGGGGUCGUGCCGAGGGCUACCUCGUCUUCGUCGGCGUCUACACCUUGGGGCUCAUCAUCACCGCCGCCUGCAACAACCCGGACUCCUACGCCGCCGGCUACACGCUCUUCUGGAUCGGCUACGAGGCCCUCUACUACAUCCUCGACGUCUUCAUCGCCGAUACCUCGGGGUUGCGGAACCGAGCCUUCACCUUCGCCUUUGCCCAGACGCCGUUCAUCUGCACCGCGUUUACCGCCCCCUUGGCCGGCCAGGCCUUUGUCAAUGGGCCCGGCUGGCGCUGGGCCUACGGGGCUUUUUGCAUCAUCCAGCCCGCCAUCUUCGCGCCGCUGGCCCUUGUGUUCAAGCACUACGAGCGCAAGGCCGAGAAGGCCGGCGUGCUGCGGCGCGAACGGAGUUCUCGCACCGUGAUGCAGUCUAUCGUCCACUACAUCCACCAAUUUGAUAUCAUUGGUGCCGCACUCCUCAUGGCCGCCUGGAUCCUCGUCCUCCUCCCCUUCAGUCUGCAGUCGUACGGUCAAGCGCAGUACAAAUCAGCCUCCUUCAUCGCCAUGCUCGUCGUCGGAUUCUGCCUAUUCUUCGUGUUCGCCGCGUGGGAGAAGUGGGUGGCGCGCGAGCACUUCAUCCGCUACGAGCUGGUGAAGAACCGGACGGUGCUCGGCGCGUGCAUCAUGGCGGCGCUCACCUGGUUCAGCUUCUACUGCUGGGACCAGUACUUCAUGGUCUUCUGCCAGGUCGUCUACGGCCUGGACCUCGACAUGGCCGGCUACAUGCUGCAGACCUACAACGUUGGCUCCUGCGUCUGGGGCGUCAUCUUCGGCCUGUGGAUCCGCUACACCCGCCACUUCAAGUACUCGUGCCUGUUCUUCGGCCUGCCCAUCAUGAUCCUGGGCUCGGGACUGCUCAUCCACUUCCGCGGCUCCGCGCAGGGCAUCGGCUACGUGGUCAUGUGCCAGAUCUUCAUCGCCUUCGGUGGCGGUACGAUCGUCAUCGGCAACCAGAUGGCUGUCAUGGCGGCUGCCGACCGCGACGGCGUGCCUAUGAUGCUCGCCGUGCUGCAGCUGUUCAACAACCUUGGUGGGGCGGUUGGGUUAGCCGUCUCUGCGGCUAUAUACAACAACACUUGGGCUGACGCGCUGCUGAGCAAGAUCCCCGCCAAGGAGAAGCCGAACUGGAGCAAGAUCUUCAUGGGCGGCUACCUGGAGCAGUGGAAGUACCCGAUGGGAUCGGCGACCCGCGACGCCAUCAACUAUGCGUGGGGCCAGAGCCAGAUGUACGGCGCGAUCGCGUCGACUGCCUUCUUGGCGCUGGGGAUUCCGGCUAUCGCCAUCUGGAAGAAUUACAACGUCGAUCGCAAGCAGAACAAGGGAACGGUUCUGUAG
Aspergillus campestris IBT 28561 is the source of this 1824-nucleotide messenger RNA. RefSeq names its product putative siderochrome-iron transporter (gene sit2). The record is from RefSeq and is a predicted model, not a curated record. The coding region runs from base 1 to 1824 and encodes 607 amino acids. NCBI's taxonomy places the organism in Eukaryota, Fungi, Ascomycota, Eurotiomycetes, Eurotiales, Aspergillaceae. The transcript is spliced from 3 exons. Gene Ontology annotation, molecular function: transmembrane transporter activity. Gene Ontology annotation, biological process: transmembrane transport.